Molecule: messenger RNA, 3097 nt
Organism: Xiphophorus maculatus (southern platyfish)
Lineage: Eukaryota; Metazoa; Chordata; Actinopteri; Cyprinodontiformes; Poeciliidae
Gene: znf281b
Product: zinc finger protein 281-like
Exons: 7
Coding region: 251-2758 (835 amino acids)
Biological process (GO): regulation of transcription by RNA polymerase II
Molecular function (GO): RNA polymerase II cis-regulatory region sequence-specific DNA binding; DNA-binding transcription factor activity, RNA polymerase II-specific
Source: RefSeq, a predicted model, not a curated record
CAGCAUCAUUGUUUCUGUUGCAUGGGCCCUAAUGCGGCUUUCAGACGGGGCAGCUAAGGAGCUAACCUGCUAGCUCGUGGCGGCUUGAUUGUUAUAAACACAACUCCCACUUGCCGAAGUGAGGAGUGUUAUUCUGCUCGGUGUUUUAGAGCGCAAAGCUACUCGGAGCCCAAACGAAUGGUCUCCUCCUGCAUUCCUCACUAGAUUAAUUACCCUCCUUCUCCCCCCUGGCACAAAGUAAAUCAACACCAUGAGUAUUAUUCAAGACAAGUUAGGCAAUGAGUUUCUGCGCAAUGGAGGCAUGGACCCCAAUUUCGCUCCAGGUAUGCUUAUGUUCAGCCACUUGCCGCCGGUCACCAGCUUCACGCGGCUGGCAUCGCAGUCGGUCAUCGGCGAGCUUCCCCAAGAGAUGAUCCUGAAAAAAGAGCGAGAUUCGCCGCCGGAACACCAAGGCCCCGUCGCUGCCAGCACGGGCGGCUUCCUCCACAGCAUGGGCAUUAAGCAGGAGCGGCUGAGCGAGCUGGACUAUCGGAUGCCCCUCUACAGCGGGGGCGGAGGAAUAGGGGUCAACUGUCCUGGAGGGGGCACGGGGAAGAGCAGCACUGACAUGCCCGACAUGUCGUUCGGCAACCAGCACCAAAAUCACCAGAACAUGCUACUGCAUGACCUUAGCCUCAGCAAUGUUCGCUCCUUGGGAGAACAGAUGCCUGGAAGACCAGGUAAAGAGCCAAAAGAGUCCUCAGGUAGAAGAGGCCGGAGGAGCAAUGGGGAUGGGCAAGGAGGCAAAGCACGGAGGAAACGCAAUGAUCCGUCAAAGGCUAUGAUGUUGGAUGGGGACGGAGCAUGCCUUUCCCCAAACUCAAAACCACAUAUCUGUGAGCACUGCAACGCUGCUUUCCGCAGCUCCUACCACUUACGUAGACAUGUGCUCAUACACACAGGUGAGAGGCCUUUCCGUUGUAGUCAAUGUAACAUGAGCUUCAUUCAGAAAUACCUUCUUCAGCGGCAUGAGAAAAUUCACAGCGGGGAAAAACCUUUCAGCUGUGACCAGUGUAACAUGCGCUUUAUCCAGAAGUACCACAUGGAGCGACACAAAAGGACACACAGCGGCGAGAAGCCUUACCGCUGCGAUACAUGCCAACAGUUUUUCUCAAGAACAGACCGGUUACUGAAGCACAAACGGACUUGUGGAGAAGCCAUAAAAAAGGGUCUAGAUCCAAGCAUGCUGGAGCUCAGUGAAGCAGAGCUAGGCCAAGGCAGCUAUUCACUCUCUCAGGGAAACUCAACCACCUCUGGACGUAAGAGGGCAAAGUCCAAAAACGGUGAAGGUGGCGAACGCAAGAAGAAAAAGAAUGCCCCAGCAGCAGCAUCGUCUGGGGCCAUGGCCCGCGACCUGGGCCUGCAGGACUUCAGCAUGGAGCACCCCUCAGGCUCUGAUCCCACCAUGCAGGGACGCACCCCCAAACUGGUCUUCAAGAAAACUGGACGCAAAGGGCUAGACAAGGGCCUCCUGUCCCUGGAAGAUGGUGCUGAUGGGCAGAAACUGUUGGGCCAGAAGCCGGACGCCAUGGAUCACGUGGAUGGUUCUGCCCUUGACAACAUGGCUCUACUCCAGGGACCUGGGGGCAGCAAACCCGGUCCCACCACCAGCAGCAACUACGACGAUGCAAUGCAGUUUGUCAAAAAGCGGCGCUAUCUCCACGCGGUCAACAACGACUACGGCGCCGGCUCGCUUCACAUGACGUCCCAGGGUAACAACGUGAUCCAGGGUUCCCUGGGGCCCGAACCCACUCUGGCCAUGCUGGACUCCUCGCCGCUGGAACUCAAACACGACAAAUCAGGCAUUCCAGACGAGGUGCUGCAAAGCCUGCUCGACCAUUACAGCCAUAAACCAGAGGGAACCCACCACGAUGUGACCUUCGACCUGUCGGACCACCCGCACCACGUGGACCUCCAGCCAGCAGCGCCCGUUACCCCGGAACUGGAAGACGAUUCCCCCAACGGCGGUGAUAAAACGGCGGUAAUGAGCGAGUACUCGAAGUUCCUCCUUCAGGCCUUGGAGCGCACCAGCCAUAGUGGGCCCUUCCCCAGCCUCGGCCCAACGGGUCCCUUCCCUCUUCUGUCCAGCAGCUCCAGCCCCACGGGGCCCCUGUUCUCUGACAAGCACGCGUACAGCACCUCGCCUCUGGAUUGUGGCUACCCGCCUGCGGUCUCCUCUCCUCUGCCCAUUGCCCCGCCUUCGUCGGCUUCCUCUUCGUCGUCCUCCAAGUCCCACUACGGGAUGUUAGUGGGGUCCCCCUCUCAGGCGGCCUACCACCUCACCCUGGAGUCCACCAGCCACCAGCAGCUGACUCCGUCUCAGGAGCUGACCGAGCAGCUGGAGAAGCAGCACUCCCCGGGGACCUUCACCCUACCGCCCCAGGAGCUCACCGCCACGGCCGAGGGCACCAAGGGGCCACAGUCCAAGGCCGGAGGGAGCGUGGCGGGCUCCAACGGCUCCACCUACCCCGACCUGUCCCCGCUUAACCCCCCUAAAGAAACCACGUACCAGAUCGAGAACUUCGCCCAGGCCUUCGGCUCCCAAUUCAAGUCUGGCCGGCGGACCCCUCUGAGCUACGGCAGCGACCCGGGAGCAGAGGUGGAACACAGAAUACGGACUCCGGUGUCAGAAUUCUCAGGGUAUACCAGCUUGUUAGCUGAUGUCAGUGAGCCAGUGAGUACAGGAUCAAAAACCCCGACAAGCCAAAGUUUCAGAUAAGGGUCAGACGAGGUGAAGCCUGUAAGCGGGGCCAUUUUCUGUUCUUUGUUUUGGUCGCUGUCCACCCGGCCCCCGCACUCGCUCCAAUUUAGUUCCUGUAGCAAAGUUUUUGUUUUUAUGAACACUGCCAUUAAAUGUUAAUACAAAAUGACCAGGGAGGGUCUUCUAUGGCCUCAAAAUGCAAUUUUUUAAGAUAUUCUCAUUUUUAUCAUGUAGUCGCCUAUGUUUUUGUUUAAGAGUAGUGAUUUUUGAUAUGAACGUAUCGUAGAUUUAAAUGUAAUUUAAAAAAAACGUUUAGAGGGUAGCUAUUAACUUGCUUGUUUUAUUUUUUUCCUCCUU